UAUUUAUAUCUCCUGUUUGUAUGCAGAUAAAAUUACAGAAAGAAAAGAAAAGAAUGAGAGAUAUCUAACAUUUAAUGUGAGAAAACAACAAGAACCCACAGCUCUCUAAGAACUUGACAUACUCCAUAUAUCAUAUCUUUAGCCGUCUAUAGCUCUAUCUUUACUCCUAUCUAGGUUUAAAUUUUCAACAGUUUCUUUGCACUUACUGUUGUUUCUGUCUCUUUCCCUUUUUUUUUCUUCUUUUGUAAAGCUGUUUUUGGACGCAUGGACAACUGAUUAUCUCGAUAGCUUCAGUUAAGAUCCAAGGGAGAUAAGGACCUUCGCAGCUGGCUAUAUAUCUCGUUUCUUUUGGUGGGGUGGUACUUGUUUUACAGCCAUGGCGAACCGAUGGUGGGCCGGGCAGGUGGGUCUACCUGGGAUGGAUCACACAUCAUCCAGCUCAUCGUCUCCGAUGAAGAAACCAGAUCUAGGUAUUUCCAUGUCCAACAACAAUAGAGAAGCAAUCGAGAGCGGUAGGAGAGAAGAGGAGCAAGAAGAAGAAAGAGAACACAGCGAUGAACCUAAAGAAGGAGCCAUAGACAUCGCCACUCGCCGUCCUAGGGGUCGUCCACCAGGAUCAAAAAACAAACCUAAACCACCCAUUUUUGUCACCAGAGAUAGCCCUAAUGCUCUCAAAAGUCAUGUACUCGAGAUAGCUAAUGGGUCUGAUGUAGCUGAGAGUUUAGCUUGCUUUGCAAGAAAGAGACAAAGAGGUGUUUGUGUCCUCAGUGGAAGCGGUAUGGUUACUAAUGUAACUCUUAAGCAACCAUCUGCGCCAGGAGCUGUCAUGGCUCUACAUGGAAGGUUUGAGAUUUUGUCACUGACCGGAGCUUUCUUACCCGGACCAGCGCCACCAGGAGCGACGGGAUUGACUAUAUAUUUAGCCGGAGGGCAAGGGCAAGUGGUGGGAGGUAGUGUGAUGGGACCAUUGAUGGCAUCAGGUCCAGUUAUGGUGAUUGCAGCAACGUUUUCGAAUGCUACUUAUGAGAGAUUGCCGCUGGAGGAGGAAGAGGAGGAGGGUGGUGGUGAGAGAGGCGGCCAAGGGCAGAUAGGAGGUGGUGAAGACGGUGGUAGUGGGGGAAUGGGGGAUCCGGCGGCUGCAUCAACGGCAGUGUAUAAUAACUUGCCUCCAAAUUUGGUGCCAAAUGGGGGACAAUUGAAUCUUGAGGGAUAUGGAUGGGCUCAUGGCAGGCCACCCUUUUAGAAGGAGAUUGAUGGGAAUUGAAGAGAAGGAUUCGAUUCGUCUCAUCGUCUAUGUUGGGAAUUAUUGAGAGACAAUGAAGUUAUUAGGGAUGAAUAAAUUAAAGAGACUCAAUCAUGGUCUAUAUAAAUCUUGUAUAUUUCUCUUGCUAUGUGACUAUGGCCUUUCACUUGAUUUUGUAGUACAAUUAUUUCUUCUGCUUCUUCUCCUGUGAACUUUACGAACAAUAUAGCUCGGACUUGAGCUCUUUGAUUUUUAAAGACGAAUAAAUAAUAUUGUCUCUUUAAAAUUGUGUAGGAAA
Messenger RNA from Manihot esculenta (cassava), 1541 nucleotides. RefSeq names its product AT-hook motif nuclear-localized protein 19. The record is from RefSeq and is a predicted model, not a curated record. Lineage: Eukaryota; Viridiplantae; Streptophyta; Magnoliopsida; Malpighiales; Euphorbiaceae. Gene Ontology annotation, molecular function: minor groove of adenine-thymine-rich DNA binding; DNA-binding transcription factor activity. The transcript is spliced from 2 exons. Bases 377 to 1243 code for a protein of 288 amino acids. Gene Ontology annotation, cellular component: nucleus.